GUUUACUCCUUGGAUGGUCUGUUAGUUCUAGCCCUGUUGGUGGUGUGCACUUGUGCUUACAUAACAAAAGUUCCCAGACUCAAAUCUUUUUUUCUUUCUGAAAAGAAAGGAUUCUUUGGGGUAUUUUAUAAAGGUAAGUCAAUGUUCUUAAAUAAAAAUAAAUAAUUAAAGCAGUGCUCUGACAAAAUUUGCUGGUAGCCCAACUGAACCUAGUCUGAUCAAGCAAACUAGCCUCCUCUGCAUGUGCAGGUUCUGAGGGCGAAAGAAAGAAGAGAGAUCUUGAAAUCAUGUCUCAGGAAUUUGAAAUCCACCUUCAGUGCUGCUUUUGGCUGCUCUCAACUGAGCUAUCAUAUUUUGGCCUAUCAGUGCAGAGUGAAACAAACAUCGAAUGUAAACAAACAUUGAAAAGCACAUGAAUGAUAAACUUCCCUCAAGCUUGCUUGAGCUGUUACCAAUAGAAGGUCCUAAAUUGCCUGUGUGUCAUUGUCACCCACCACGUUUAAUUCCUUCCCUACUUGGCAACCACACCGACCAAAUGUCUACACGUAAAUGCAACAAACAAUUGUAUCACCUUCUACGAUCUUUCUGUUGCUAGGAUUUUCCUUUCUCUGUGUGAAAAGCCCCUAAACCUUGUUCCCAGGCUUCUCUCCAACUUGCCUCCAAAGAAAAAAAUGUGGGAACAAGGUUGACGUAUAUAGUGACUAGAAUUUUAUUAAUUUUUCUUUUUUCCUUCAGCUGCAGUUAUUGGAAUUCGUCUUCACUGGGCAGUGGCAUUGUCUUGUUUUCUAAUGGCACUCUAUGUUCUCAUACUAAAGUAA
Messenger RNA from Porites lobata, 818 nucleotides. The record is from the annotation of a GenBank genome assembly. NCBI's taxonomy places the organism in Eukaryota, Metazoa, Cnidaria, Anthozoa, Scleractinia, Poritidae.